UUCGCGACAUGUAUUCUUACCCGGAUUGCUAUGGAUCAUGCAAAGGGCUCCCCUGUGCAGGUGGACUGGCAGGCUGAUUCCUACUGGCGCACUCGUCGUCUGUCUCCUGCCCAGAUCCAGGUCCACGACAUACGCCUGGAAGGAUUGAGGACCGAUGUUGGGCCUAUGCUGGAGAUGAAGGAAAUUUACUCGUCCACACUACUUCCUGAGUUAGAAGGGCGAGACAAACUAAUCAACAGUCUCCCUUUAGAAGAAGCUACGAAGAACAAGAAUGAGCAAAGUCACCUGCGAUCGCUAGCUACUGAAUAUGGCUGGAUGAACUGCCUUCGCAGUAGAGGGGUCCAGGAGUCUAUUUACGAUCCUCCCGAGUAUCGAAAAAGCAGAUGGAUACACAUCUCGAGCAAGUACUCUGACUAUCUAUCAGGGUGUCUACUGGCGCUUUCAGACUGGAGUAAGAAUCCUUCCGACAUUGUGGCAGCCCUCCAUCAGCUGGAUCAUUGCGUCUAUCAAAAUGAACGAUUCUCGAAGCAUGGUAGAUAUUUCGCGCCCUUUUUUCAAGAGCUUCUCAAAAAAGAACAUGGUGGCUCACAAGAUGAUGGAGAAGAAGGACCUAUGCUACUCAGCGUACCGUUUAUGGAUUGGACGGUUGAGGGCCAGACGCCUCCAUUACGAUUCCAAGUAGAUCCUCGCGAAGGUUACCAAUCUAGUAAGACGUCGUCGCAUCUUCUGAGGUCCAUCUUGCAGCAUUUCUAUCGCUUGGAAGAUACCACAGAUCGUGAGCCUUUGCAAGUGUUCACCAAACAUAGGCCCUGGCUGACUGACCGGUCGUUGGAUCUGAAAGUCCGACGUUGGUACGGUCACUACCCAACAGGCUUGAACGUUGACGAGCUUUGGAUUCUCGUUGUUGACUCUCGCCAUGUUGUCACCUUCUCGAGCAAUCAGUCUUGGAAAUCUCGUUGGCCCCCCCUACAACUGUCUGCUCGGAUCAUGGAAAUCUCGUUUCGUGGACUUCGUAACGCUUUUCUCAAUUCUUCUACGGAGCAGGAUUAUACGUCAGCGACUCAUAUUAUUACUGCGCUAAGUGGUGCCUUGGGAAUGCUGCACCGAAGCUUCUGGACUGAUAUCACACUUUGUCUCUCGGACCGAUAUGCAAGCUAUCUGGGUCACCUGCAGUACAGGCUUCACAGAAGCCCUAGCACAAAACUUGUCAUGGAUCUGUUGCAAGUUCAAGAAGAGCUCAAUAUCAUUAUUCAGAUCAUGGACCAGCAAAUUGAGCUGGUGACGAAUCUCCAAGAUACUUUAAAACACGGGAGGAAUCGUGGACAAUCUCACAGCUCUACACGCACCUUCCAGCACCGUCCAACCGGAUCCAUCCCGCAUGCAGAUCGGGCAACUUACAGACAACUCUCAUUUUCGCGUCUGUCGGACCCAACAGCCCAACUCCUAGAGAACCUUCAGAGGGAAUACGUCGACCUUUGUGACCUCCGAGAGAACAGCAACUCGUUGAUUAAUCGCACAAUCCAAUUGGUAAAUAUCCGCCUGGAGGAUCACGGGAAGGCGAUAUUGGUCUUUACCAUUGUCACUAUCAUUUUCCUCCCAUUGUCAUUUGUAUCCAGCUUCUUUGGCAUGAAUUUCUCCGAUAUCCGGAACAUGGAAGCAACACAGCGUUUGUUCUGGAUUAUAUCUGGGGCCCUUACAGUUGGUACUGUUGGUUUCGCUAUAUUCCUCGCAUUUUAUGGUGGCGCAAUCGUCGAUUGGUUUGUUUCUUGGAGAGAGAACCGGCACCGUCGCACUAAAGCACCCCCCCCAACUCUUCGCCUUAUUGAGAAGCGCCAAUCCGGAUUUAGGAAUUUCGAAGUUUUAGAUACGAUACAACGACGACAGACAGGAGUGUUCUAAAAACCUCCACAUUGCUAAACUCUAUUUUUAAUUUCCAUUUUCGUAUUCACUUCGAGCGCAUUGAUAAAAUUUCUGCGCUUUCUUCUUCAAGAUCAUCAUUUGCGUCUUCAGUUC
Lindgomyces ingoldianus is the source of this 2013-nucleotide messenger RNA. RefSeq lists its product as uncharacterized. The coding region runs from base 31 to 1899 and encodes 622 amino acids. The record is from RefSeq and is a predicted model, not a curated record. Gene Ontology annotation, cellular component: membrane. NCBI's taxonomy places the organism in Eukaryota, Fungi, Ascomycota, Dothideomycetes, Pleosporales, Lindgomycetaceae. Gene Ontology annotation, molecular function: metal ion transmembrane transporter activity. Gene Ontology annotation, biological process: transmembrane transport; metal ion transport. The transcript has 5 exons.